Actinia tenebrosa (Australian red waratah sea anemone) is the source of this 1000-nucleotide messenger RNA. RefSeq lists its product as uncharacterized. NCBI's taxonomy places the organism in Eukaryota, Metazoa, Cnidaria, Anthozoa, Actiniaria, Actiniidae. The record is from RefSeq and is a predicted model, not a curated record.
GUCAAGUGAAAACGAAACAGUAACUGCUUAUUGCUCGAUCCACGAUGAUAUGGCCGGGUGUUAUAGCUUCAAGGUUACUCCUUAAUCUUAGAUUUGGAUUUCUAAUAAGUAACGGCUUCAACUCUAGUGCCACAAAUAAGGCAAGAGUGGUGGCAGCAGUGUUUGUAUCAGCAGCUCAAGCAGCAACAAGGAAACACAAGAGUCCAAGAACAAUAGAGGUUGUGUSUAAUGACUUGACAAAGGAAAAGGUUGAUGCUAUUGUCAAUGCAGCAAACUCCUGGCUCAAGCAUGGAGGAGGGCUAAAAAUGGUCCCCUACCAACAGGAGAUGUAGCUGUAACAACAGCUGGAAACUUACCUUGCAAAGUAAUCAUUCAUGCAGUUGGUCCAGUGUGGAGAGGGGGAGAUGCAAAUGAGGAGAAAGACCUUCAAUCAGCACUACUUAACUCUCUGGAAGAAUGCCAUCGUCGUAACUUGACAAGCGUUGCAGUCCCUGCAAUCAGUAGCGGCAUCUUCGGAUUCCCCAAGGAUCUAUGCGCCAAGAUUCUUUUCUCAGUAGCUAUUGAUUUCCUUAGCUCGAAAGAGGAAACCACUCUUACCUGUAUUCGUUUUACAAACUUCGAUAAACCAACUGUUGAGGCAUUUAAAGAUCAUGCAGAGACACUUAUCAACAAACCGGGCCUAAAAGUAGAGAUUUAUCCACAAAGCAUGCUGUAGGUUAUGUUAUAUAAAUAUAUGGAACACAUAAAUGAGGUUUAAACCUCAAAUCCACUUGAAGGUCACUAAGUCCAAAGCAAGGAUGUUGUAAAAUAUUUCAUAAAAAAUUUCGUUUACAGCUUGGUUACUAAGCGGUUAAAAUCAUUUUCACUUUCUGAGUUGGAUAAAGAGGCAAGAAUUAGAAGUUUGUCUUUAGAGUUGGCUUAAAUAGGAAAACGUUAGGAAGCAAACAGGUUCUGUAGUCACAGAAAAUCUUUACCCAAAUAAAUGUGAACCAACGUGCCA